AACAGAGGAAGGCAGAGAAGGGACCUGGGAGGAGGCAGGAGGAGGGCGGGGACGGAGGGGCUGGGGCUCAGCCCAGGGGCUUGGGUAGCAUCCUGGGCAGGGCAGGACAGGGGGCUGAGGGGUGGGUAGAAGAGAAUGCGACUCUCUAAAACCCUCGCCGACAUGGACAUGGCUGACUACAGUGCUGCCUUGGACCCAGCCUACACCACCCUGGAGUUUGAAAAUGUGCAGGUGUUGACCAUGGGCAAUGACACAUCCCCAUCUGAAGGUGCCAACCUCAACUCAUCCAACAGCCUGGGUGUCAGUGCCCUGUGUGCCAUCUGUGGCGAUCGGGCCACUGGCAAACACUACGGAGCCUCAAGCUGUGACGGCUGCAAGGGAUUCUUCAGGAGGAGCGUGAGGAAGAACCACAUGUACUCCUGCAGGUUUAGCAGGCAGUGCGUGGUAGACAAAGAUAAGAGGAACCAGUGUCGUUACUGCAGGCUCAAGAAGUGCUUCCGGGCUGGCAUGAAGAAGGAAGCCGUCCAAAAUGAGCGGGAUCGGAUCAGCACACGGAGGUCAAGCUACGAGGACAGCAGCCUACCCUCCAUUAACGCGCUCCUGCAGGCAGAGGUCCUGUCUCAGCAGAUCACCUCCCCCAUCUCUGGGAUCAAUGGCGACAUUCGGGCCAAGAAGAUUGCCAACAUCACGGAUGUGUGUGAGUCUAUGAAGGAGCAGCUGCUGGUUCUGGUCGAAUGGGCCAAGUACAUCCCGGCCUUCUGUGAACUUCUUCUGGAUGACCAGGUGGCGCUGCUCAGAGCCCACGCUGGUGAGCACCUGCUGCUUGGAGCCACCAAGAGAUCCAUGGUGUUCAAGGAUGUGCUGCUCCUAGGCAAUGACUACAUCGUCCCUCGGCACUGUCCAGAGCUAGCAGAGAUGAGCCGUGUGUCCAUUCGCAUCCUCGAUGAGCUGGUCCUGCCCUUCCAAGAGCUGCAGAUUGAUGAUAAUGAAUACGCCUGCCUCAAAGCCAUCAUCUUCUUUGACCCAGAUGCCAAGGGGCUGAGUGACCCAGGCAAGAUCAAGCGGCUGCGGUCACAGGUGCAGGUGAGCCUGGAGGAUUACAUCAACGACCGGCAGUAUGACUCUCGGGGUCGUUUUGGAGAGCUGCUGCUGCUCCUGCCCACUCUGCAGAGCAUUACCUGGCAGAUGAUCGAGCAGAUCCAGUUCAUCAAGCUCUUUGGCAUGGCCAAGAUUGACAACCUGCUGCAGGAGAUGCUGCUUGGAGGGUCUGCCAGUGACGCGCCCCACGCCCACCACCCCCUGCACCCUCACCUGAUGCAAGAACACAUGGGCACCAAUGUCAUAGUUGCCAACACGAUGCCCUCUCACCUCAGCAAUGGACAGAUGUGUGAGUGGCCCCGGCCCAGGGGGCAGGCAGGUGGGCAGCCUGGGGUCAACUCUACAAGGGCCACCCCCGAGACUCCACAGCCAUCACCACCAAGUGGCUCUGGAUCUGAAUCCUACAAGCUCCUGCCGGGAGCCAUCACCACCAUCGUCAAGCCUCCCUCUGCCAUCCCCCAGCCAACGAUCACCAAGCAGGAAGCCAUCUAGCAAGCCGCCGGGGGGUGGGGGUGAGGCUUCUGCUGGUUCACACCCUCAGAGAGCGCCUGGGUGUAACUUAGUCACGGCAGAGAGGAUGUGACAAGAGGGACCAGUCCCGGAGCAGCCACGGAAAGGGUGCAAGGCCCAAAAACAUGCGCCGAGGGUCGCAUGCAUUGCCACCCCUGACCCCACAUCCGGAGGGCGGGGCUUUGCCUUGAGGAGACCCCGGCGGGGGGGAUGUCUUCCGCUGCCUGGACUCUUCUCAAGUUGAAGCUGCCGUCUUCAUCUUCCCCUCAUAUCUUCCCUCAACUUCUUCACCCCUAAAGGACAACCAUCUGCAGAUGUGGCAGGACCUUGUUUAAAAACAACUCCCUUCUCUCUCAGCUGGGGCCUCUUCCUUCUGGUGCUGGUCAGGGGGCCGGAAACAAACCUUCUGAGGUCGCAUCAGCCUGCAUUGUAGUAUUCCUCUCUCCUGCUGUCCCAGCCUCAGGUGACCUGCUACCUUCCUCUAGAGUUACCUUCCUCUGCCAUCUGACUUCUCCAAAGCCAUCUCUCUGGAGGCUGAGGAAGCCAUGGCAACCAUUUUCAUUCUGAGAACCUUCUGUGAGCACUGACCUGGGUGAGGUAGAGGGUAGGAGUUGCCAUUCCUCCUCUGCCCACAUCACGGCGAUUCUUGGCUCUAGCAUUAGGAGUGAUAGGCCCUAUGGCUUUCUACAGCAGAGAACCACCCAAGGGUGGCGAUUAAACAGAAUGUGGAGAGAGGGUGGCCGCCAUUGGGAAAGUACCUAGGAAGAGGCGAGCUUUGUGUUUGUCCCUUGACGGGGAAGGUAGGCUUCUGGCUAGUUUUAGGGGAGAGCAGCCUGGACAAAGGCCCAUAGGUAGGCAAAAUAGUAUAGGAGGGAGGCGAUGAAGAAAUUGGUUCCCAUGGAGUUGUGUCAGGGCACACGCUGGGGACCAUUGAACGACAAACUGAGGUCAGGGGUAGCUGCCAUGUGGGGGCUGUCAGAAGAUGAGGACAGCAUCCUGCAGAGGUAGGACUGCUGAGAUGGAGUGAGGAGGCCAUGCUAGAGCCUACGGAUGAGACAAAGGGAUGGAUCAGAGUUCUCCCAGGACCUGUCAGCCUCUUCCGUACUUCCAGACGACGUCACAGGACGUUAGACAGCCACCAUUCCAUAGAACCUUCCCUGCAACCCAAACAUCAUUAUGGAAGAUAUAAGUAGAGGAUCUUAACUGCCUCACAGGAAGCUCUUGUCUCCCCUGGUAUGGAAUUCAGAGAGUUCCUCAUCCUUUACCCGUGUCAAACCCAAAGGCUUACUCUUUCCAGAGCUGGCCAGCCAGAGACUGUUUUAAAGUCCCCUGGAAGUCAAGAAUCCAGUUUACUGAUAAGAGUAAAGUUGAUCCAGGACUCCUGUCCUUUUUUCCCACUGAUCUACCCAAGUGUGGGUGAGGAGCAGCAGGCCAUGGAUCCUGGAGGAGGGACCAGUCUAGUCUGGCAGUCAGAGCUGAGGAGUUUGGGUGAGAGGCAGAAGGACAAGAAAGCCUGGGUUUCAGGCUUGCUUGAGAAGCUACAUUCAAGGUACAUUCUGGAGCUCCUCAUCCCCAGCAGGCAGAGAUCCACCCCUGGCUAACUCUUGAUGACUUUGCAGAGCCCCUAUAAAGUGCCUCUGGCCAACAGAAACAAGAGGAAUAUCCCCUGGAAAUAUGCUAAGUGGAAGGAAUGAGCUGUGAGACCCGAUAGUUAUGGUCCCUCAAGGCUGAUCCUUCUGAGUGGGUGGGGCUAGCACCCCAGUGUCCAUCAAGCAAGGUCUAUCCUUCUGAGUGGGCAGGGCUAGCACUCCAGUGUCCAGAAAUUCCAGUCUUAAUGAUAGGUCCUCUGAAAAAGAGGUGCAGAGGAGUAAUGGGGCCAGCUGCUUAAAGAAAAAGAAUACCCACAGGCCAGGACUGUCAGAACAGGUUGAGUCAACCCCUUAAAGCCCAGGGGUUGGUCUCAAGAGUGGCUUUUCCAUGCUCAGAGCCCCCAAGACUUCCUUGGCCACUCUCACUCCAGUGCCCCCAGAGACCCCAGCCAGAUUGCUCAGACUGCCCUGCAUGAAGGCAGAACAGUUGAACUCUCUCUGGUCCUUAUCUUCUAUCCCUCCAUCCCCAGUGCCGUCAUGAGAGGAGUAGGUGAUGUUGGGCUUCAGUGGUAGCAGUCUUCUGGGGCGGGGGUCAGUCGCUGUCCCAGUCAGUCCUUUCUGAAGGAGAAAUCCAUUCCACAUUAAUAACUUGAUUACAACGCAGGAAGUACGCGAUAAAGGAAAGUCUACUCUUCUGAUUGCAAGCUGAAGAACUACGUUGGAGCCUUUUUCUUCUGAGCCUUGUUUCUAGUACAUGAUACGAUGGGACUAAGUAGAAGCUGCUGGUGGGCAAGGGUGGGUGCCACGGUUUUUCCCCAAGAGCAGCCUCUUUACUUCAGGGAGUUCUCGGAAACUUUCAGGAUUCGGGGGGCUUCCCUGAGAGGAGCCGAGAGAGGAUUAGAAGCGGACAUCCUCGGCUUCUUGUGAUGACCACGCCUUUUGUCUUUGCUAGAACUCUCUGUGACUUCCCCUGGUGAAUUCUAAUCACGGACUUCAUGCCAAGCAUCCGGAAGUACGCUGAGCCCCCAUCAGAUCAAUCAGUACCUUCCUGUGGUUGUGCAAACAUCACAGGGUCCCACACUGAUCCCCAAGUCCCCACUAUCACUGCCCAAGGGGUUAAAAAAAGAAAAAAAAACCCUCAAAAACAGUUCUUACUCCUGUGUUUUAGCAAAAAUUUAUCAAACAAAAUAAAUGGUACAUAUGUUUUCUAAGUC
Rattus rattus (black rat) is the source of this 4411-nucleotide messenger RNA. It is a transcript of the gene Hnf4a, whose product is annotated as hepatocyte nuclear factor 4 alpha. Gene Ontology annotation, molecular function: RNA polymerase II cis-regulatory region sequence-specific DNA binding; zinc ion binding; nuclear receptor activity. NCBI's taxonomy places the organism in Eukaryota, Metazoa, Chordata, Mammalia, Rodentia, Muridae. Gene Ontology annotation, biological process: cell differentiation; anatomical structure development; positive regulation of transcription by RNA polymerase II. The record is from RefSeq and is a predicted model, not a curated record. The transcript is spliced from 10 exons. The coding region runs from base 136 to 1590 and encodes 484 amino acids.